GCAGGAGUUCCUCACUAGACUGUGGUUUGGGACUUGGUAGGGUCAUCAACUGUAGUUAGCUUGGCUCCUCACCAGUUGAGGGAGUUAUACAUUUGAAUGAAUCUUCCGGUCGUCAUUUUUGAAAGAAAGAAAGGGGCAACCCGUUUUUCUCUGUUCCCCUACAGUUUGCUGGUACUCGCUAUCAUAAACCCCACGUCUGAUGAAAUCGUUUGAUGAGGGCCGGUCUGAGGGGAUGCUGCUCUCCCCUUGCCGGCAGAUAAUGUUCGCUGUGAGGAGGAAGAACCGCCCCCUCCGCUCCUGUCCUCCCGACGGGGAUUACUGCCGUUGUGUUAGCUAUUACUCGGAGGAGCUGUUUGAACAGUGGGACGGAGAGGGAGCUAGAGACUCUUCCCCAGCUCCAGCUGCCAUCCUACUCCUGCUCCUCCCCCUCCCCCUCCCCCUCCUCCUCCUCCUCUUCCACCAGAACCACUUCUCUUUCUCAUCACAUCCAGAGCAUUUUGGAGAUGUGAGGAUAAGGAAGAGAUCGGUGACAUUGAGCAGCCUGUGCAUUGACACGACCUCUUGACCUCAUCUUCAGCAUGAAUGGUGAUAUGCUUCAUGUCCCCAUCACUACUCUUGCUGGAAUUGCUAGCCUGACAGACCUGUUGAACCAGCUGCCCUUGCCUUCUCCUCUCCCUGCCACCACUGCUAAAAGUCUUCUCUACAAUGGAAGGAUCUCUGAAGAGGUCAGCAGCCUGCUGGUGUGUCCGGACGAGAAUCUGGUGACUCAGCUGGCACAUAGCCUUAACCAGGUCUCCACAGAACACAUAGAGUUGAAGGACAACUUGGGGAAUGAUGAACCCGAGGGUGACAUGCCAGUGCUUCUACAAACUUUGCUGUCCAGGAACCCAAAGAUCUUCAGGGACAAAAGUGUAAUGCAGCAGCCAAUGAUGCAACAAUAUAAGAUAUCUCAGAAUCAGGUGCAUGGGAGUCCAGCAACAAAUUAUCAGCAAACCACUGUCCCUCAAAGUCCCUCUGGAUGUUUUACAUCCGCACAGUCUGGGUCAGCUACUCGGUUCGUACCCCAGCAGAACAGCCCUAUACCUAGUCCCUAUACUCCUCAGAGUCCUGCAGAUUACAUGCAGUUCAAUCCACCCAGUUAUUCCCAACACCAACAGCAAGUUGCUGGUGGUGUGAGAAAUAGCCAUGACAACAAGGUCUCUGGACAGCUGUCAAGUAAUUCAUCUAAUCAUAAUGCAAGACUAGGCUCAGAUGAAGAAUAUAUGAACAUUGCCCACAGACUGGGAAAUGAGCAGCAGAAUGACCCCUCCAUGAGGGCGGCCGCAUUUCCAGUUAAAUCACCACAGUCUGUGUGUUCCCCUGCUGGGAAUGAAGAGACUGCAAAAACAGGGCCCAGACCUCCUCUUAUCAGGCAUUCACUUCCACCUGACGUGCCACCAGGUGCAGCACCUGACCUGCUCCUCACUUCCGCUGACCGCAAAAAGAAGCAGAGGGAAAGGGGCGAAGAGGAAAAUGAACAGAUGGACAAAAAUGCCUUGUACGACAUUGUCAGCUCUCCAUCAAAAGACUCUGCCAGGCUGACUUUAAAACUGUCCCGAGUGAAGAUUCCAGACAUGGAUCAGUCUGGAGAUCAACUUCCUCCCAGGGCACAUAUGGACUCAAACCACGAAACUGAUUUGAUGAAUAAUAAUCAGCUGUCAAGAGAUGCCCACGACUUGUCACACAGGUUUGGUGCUGAGGAGCAGGUAAACUGUCAGCAGGUUCCCCUUCGGCCAAAUACCAAGGAGAUCGGAGUCAGUGUGGCUGGGUACGACGACGCCGAGAUAGAUGCUCUUGCAGAGAUUGACAGAAUAGAACGCGAGUCAGCUGGUGAGAGAGAACGAUGGUCUAAAGAAGUCCAGGAUAAAGACAAACCGCUGAAGAAACGGAAGCAAGACUCGUAUCCUCAGGAAUCUGGAGCCGAGGCGAGUGAUGGGCCUGCCGUACAAGGGGGCAACACCAGCAGCAAAGUGACACCCAAGAAGACAAGCGCCGCAAGUAACGGUGCCAGUCGGCCUGCUUUGAUGGUCAGUAUCGAUCUGCAGCAAGCUGGCAGAGUGAUAGGACAGCCCGUAGUGGUAUUGGAAGCACGGCAGUUGUGUGAGGACCACCUACAGCAUCUGAAGUCAAAGGCUGAUACAAAGGCAGACAAAGUGGUUGAAAACAAACCUGGGAUCAAUAAGCAGCAUGCCGACUAUCCCAGAAAGUCCAGCUCAGAUGGGCAACCAGAAAUCCCAAAACAGAAGCAGGAAAGCCGGCGGGAAUCCAAACACAGACACGAUGGCAAGAUGGACAGUGGCAAGGGACACUCGGAUGACAGACGACCAGACACACCACGGCAGAAACACGACAGGCAUUCAGACACACGCCACAAAGAGGAAAAGAACCACAACAGUCACCGGUCCCACGUCAGCCAACCCGAGACUCCAAAAACCAUGAGCAAGGCCGAGCGGAACUCCAAACAUGGAGAAGACAAAGGCAGGGAUAGGGAAAAGGAUAAGGACAGAGACAGAGAUAGAGACAAAGAUAGAGAUAGAAAUAGAGAUAAAGAGAGAGAUAAAGAUAAAGAUAGAGACAGAGACAGAGACAGAGAUAGAGAUAAAGAUAAAGAGAGAGACAGAGAUAAAGAUAAAGAAAGAGACAGAGACAGAGAUAAAGAGAGAGACAGAGAUAGAGAUAAAGAGAGAGACAGAGAUAGAGAGAGAGACAGAGAUAAAGAGAGAGACAGAGAUAAAGAGAGAGACAGGGACAGAGAAAGAAAACACAAGACACUGUCAAGGGAAAACUGCAAUAGACACUCUCCCGACCGUCAUUCUAAAUCCGACAGCCCGAGAGUGAAGCAUGACGGGAACAAAAAACCCACUGACCUCAAUGGUCGUCAGAGGACAGACAGUUCCACCCUCCAAAACCCCCAACAUAAAAAAGAAAAGAAAAAUGUAGGAGGUAACAUUAGAUGCCAAGCUGGAAACAAACAGCAGUCUGCUGAGACGAAACCCAGCGAGUUUCCUUCGUACCUGUUGGGUGGCAAGACUGGGAGUCUGAAGAACUUUGUGAUUCCUAAAUUGAAACGAGACGGGAGAGCCAAAGAGCCGCAACUUUCAGGCAAGCUGAUAGAGGGCUGGAGUGAACCCCUUAUCAGACUGGAGAGAGUGUCACUGGUCGAGAACUUAAACAAAGGAGCCAAACCUGUCGUCGUGCUUCAGAAACUCAGCGUCGAUGAGGUAAAGAGGAUCAUCAGGGAAAGCAGGAAUGCACACAGCUCCAGACCGGGGAACUGGUCCUCCUUUGAUAAAUCAGGGAGAGAGAUGUCAUUUGGUGAGAAGGCAAACAAGCGAAGGCACAGCAUGAUCAGUAAGAAAUCCAAGUACGCAGAGGUGGACUCUGAUGAAGAUGAUGAUGAUGACUCUGACAAUAAGUCUGCGAGGAAAAGGUCCAAGAAAGACCAUGACAAGACAUGGAAGCACGAAGAGAGGAAAGGUUCUGGAGAGCACCGUCGAAGCCAGGGUUCUGGUAGCCGGCAUCGUGAAUGGGGCGCGGAUGAAUCUGAUGAAGGCACUCCACCUCCAAGCCUCAGUGAUGUUGCCAGAAAAUUGAAGAAAAAGGAGAAACAGAAAAACAGGAAGUCAUACGAUCCCAAGUUGGCACCAGAGGAAAAGAUGGACUCCUCCACAUUUAAGAGAUUCACAGCCAGCGUGGAUAACAUUCUUGAGAACCUUGAGGAUGUGGACUUCACUGCGGCAGAUGAUGAUGAGAUACCUCAAGAGCUCUUGCUUGGAAAGCACCAGUUGAGCGAACUAGGCAGUGAUUCUGCGAAGAUUAAAGCUAUGGGCAUUUUUAACAAGUUUUCAUCUAGUAAACUGGUGAAAAUAUUGAAUAUCCUUGAGAAGAACAUUCAGGACAGCGUCAAACUUUCCACACUGAUGAGUCAUAUUAACGAUUCCAUGGAUGAGGAACGGUUGUGGCGCGACCUUAUCAUGGAACGGGUGACCAAGUCUGCCGAUGCCUGUCUGACUGCACUCAACAUCAUGACAUCUCCGCACAUGCCCAAGGCUGUGUACAUAGAGGAUGUGAUUGAGAGGGUGUUGCAAUACACCAAGUUCCAUCUGCAGAACACUUUGUAUCCCCAGUAUGACCCGGUCUACAGAGUUGAUCCCCAUGGAGGCGGUGUGCAUACUUCAAAGUCCAAGAGAGCAAAGUCUUCCACCCACAAACAGAAAGUGGUAGUUAUGCUCUACAACAAAGUGUGCGAUAUCGUCAGCGGCAUCUCAGAGCUCCUGGAGAUCCAGCUGCUAACUGACACCACAAUCCUCCAGGUGUCCACCCUGGGUAUUACACCGUUUUUUGUGGAGAGUGUCAGCGAACUGCAGUUAUGUGCCAUCACACUAGUGACAGCGGUCUUCUCUCGGUACGAGAAGCACAGGCAGCUCAUUCUCGAGGAGAUCUUCACCUCCCUUGCUAGACUGCCUACUAGUAAACGCAGCCUCAGGAACUUCAGGCUAAACAGCAGUGAUUCGGAUGGAGAGCCCAUGCAUAUCCAGAUGGUCACAGCCCUGGUUCUUCAGCUCAUCCAGUGUGUGGUACACCUUCCCUCUGAGAGAGACGCAGAGGAUGAACAUAAUAAGAAGGUGGAUAAAGAUGUCUUUAUCACAAACUCUUAUGAAACUGCCAUGAGGACAGCUCAGAACUUCCUGUCAGUGUUUCUCAAGAAGUGUGGCAGUAAGCAGGGAGAGGAGGACUACAGGCCUCUGUUUGAGAACUUUGUUCACGACCUCCUGUCCACGGUCAACAAGCCUGAGUGGCCUGCAGCUGAACUCCUGCUCAGUUUACUGGGUCGGCUUUUGGUGCAUCAGUUCAGUAACAAGCAGACAGAAAUGGCACUCAGGGUGGCAUCACUGGACUACCUCGGCACCGUUGCUUCUCGCCUGCGCAAAGAUGCCGUCACUAGCAAGAUGGACCAAAAGGCUAUCGACCGCAUCCUCAAAGAGACUCCAGGCAGUGAUGAGAUCCAGCAACUGCAGAAGGACUUACUAGACUACCUGGAUGAGAACAUCGAGACAGCUCCAUCACUAGUGUUUGCCAGGAAAUUUUACAUCGCCCAGUGGUACAGGGACACAACAAGUGAGGCGGAGAAAGCGCUGAAGUGUCAAAAUGAGAAUGAUGAGAACUUGAAAGGUCGCUGUCAUUCCAAGGAUGUCGACUUUACCGGAGAGAUUAUGCAGAGAGCCGAGGCACGAAAGAAAUUCCUUCGCAAGGUCAUCAAGACUCCACCAUUGCAUUUCAGUUCUCUGAGGAUAAACACUAUAGACUAUGAGGACUCCUGUCUGAUAGUCAGAUAUUUGGCCUCUAUGAGGCCGUUUGCACAGAGCUUUGAUAUUUAUUUAUCACAGAUUCUGAGAGUAUUGGGUGAGAGUGCGAUUGCAGUCAGAACUAAAGCCAUGAAGUGUCUGUCUGAAGUAGUGGCUGUGGAUCCAAGUAUUCUGGCACGGUUGGAUAUGCAGCGAGGAGUUCAUUGUCGCCUCAUGGACAACUCCACCAGUGUGCGAGAGGCAGCUGUGGAGCUGCUGGGCCGUUUCGUACUAAGUCGACCUGAGCUCAUUGAGCAGUACUAUGACAUGCUCAUUGAAAGGAUAUUGGACACAGGCAUCAGUGUAAGGAAGAGAGUCAUUAAGAUCCUGCGGGAUAUUUGCCUGGAGCAACCAGACUUCCACAAGAUCACUGAGAUGUGUGUCAAGAUGAUCCGAAGGGUCAACGAUGAGGAGGGGAUCAAGAAAUUGGUGAAUGAGACGUUCCAGAAACUUUGGUUCACCCCCACACCCAGCCAUGACAAAGAUGCCAUGACCAGAAAGAUCCUGAACAUAACAGAUGUGGUGUCGGCAUGUAAAGAUUCAGGCUAUGACUGGUUUGAGCAGCUCCUCCAAAAUCUGCUGAAGUCAGAGGAGGACGCUUCUUACAAACCUGCCAAGAAGGCCUGUGUUCAGCUCGUGGACAAUCUCGUGGAACACAUUCUGAAAUAUGAGGAGUCACUUGCAGACUGUGAGGACAAAGGGGUCAACUCAGGUCGUCUGGUAGCAUGCAUCACCACUCUCUACCUGUUCAGCAAGAUCAGAGCACAGUUAAUGGUUAAACAUGCCAUGACUAUGCAGCCCUACCUGACCACUAAGUGCAAUACUCAGAAUGACUUCAUGGUGAUAUGCAACGUGGCCAAGAUCUUGGAGCUGGUCGUGCCUCUGAUGGAGCACCCAAGUGAGACUUUCCUCACUACCAUCGAAGAAGACCUGAUGAAGCUAAUCAUCAAAUACGGCAUGACAGUUGUACAACACUGUGUGAGCUGUCUUGGUGCUAUUGUGAACAAGGUCACACACAACUACAAGUUUGUUUGGGCUUGUUUCAAUCGUUACUAUGGAGCUCUGGCAAAACUGAAGACACAGCACCAAGAGGACCCCAGCAGCUCCACUCUGGUGGCUAACAAACCCACUCUCCUGCGCUCACUGUUCACCGUGGGGGCUCUCUGUCGACACUUUGAUUUUGACCAAGAGGAGUUCAAGGGUACUACCAAGAUUGUCAUCAAGGACAAAGUGUUGGAGCUUCUGCUGUACUUCACCACUCAUGAAGAUGAAGAGGUCCAGAUUAAGGCCAUCAUAGGUCUAGGCUUCCAGUUCAUCAUGCACCCAGAGCUCAUGUUUGUGCAGGAUGUGAAGGUUCUGUACAACAGUAUCCUCUCUGAUGAGAGCAGCUUGGUCAAUCUGAAGAUCCAGGUGCUAAAAAACCUGCAGACGUACCUGCAGGAGGAGGACUCUCGGAUGCAGGAGGCUGAUCGGGAAUGGAAGAAGCAAGCCAAGCAGGAGGAUCUGAAGGAAAUGGGCGACAUCUCAUCAGGCAUGAGCAGCUCCAUCAUGCAGAUUUACCUGAAGCAGGUGCUGGAGUCCUUCUUCCACUCACAGUCCACUGUUCGGCACUUUGCCCUGAGUGUCAUCACACUGACUCUCAGCCAGGGCCUCAUCCAUCCUGUACAGUGUGUGCCCUACUUGAUUGCCAUGGGAACAGAUCCUGAGCCAACCAUGAAGAACAAGGCCGAUCAACAGCUGGUGGAGAUCGACAAGAAAUAUUCAGGGUUCAUCCACAUGAAGGCAGUCGCGGGGUUGAAGAUGUCUUACCAGGUUCAACAGGCCAUAAAUGGAGCCAAAGGCGCAGCAGUCCGAGGUUUUCGUCAUGACGACUCAGACUCUGCUCUCUGCUCUCACCUCUACACCAUGGUCCGUGGCAACCGACAGCACAGAAGGGCUUUCCUCAUUUCCCUGCUCAACCUGUUUGACGACAGCUCUAAAACAGAGGUGAACAUGCUGCUGUUCAUAGCAGACAACUUGGCCUGCUUCCCUUACCAGACACAAGAGGAGCCUCUCUUCAUCAUGCACCAUAUAGAUAUCACUCUGUCUGUCUCUGGUAGUAACCUUCUUCAGUCAUUCAAGGAGUCUUUACGGAAAGAGCCUGUACAGAAGGAGAAGAAGAUGAAGAUGAAAAAGAAGAAAAAGAAGAAGAAGCAGUCUCGGAGGAAGAAAUAUAGCUCUGAUGACGACAAUGACGAUGAGGAUGAAGAGCAGAGCCGCAGCAGCUCUAGCAGCAGCAGCAGCAGCAGCAGCAGCAGCAGCAGCGACGAGGAUGAUGAGGUGGUGCGCAGGAAAAAGAAAUCUGCAGUUUCCGAUUCCGACUCUGACAUGGAAGACGAGGACGCGGUGAUGGACCGUCUACCUGGAAACCCCAACCCUCUGCUGGACUUUGCCAGCGCUUCACAGGGUAUUUUGCUGCUGCUGGUACUCAAACAACAUCUGAAGAAUCUGUAUGGCUUCUCCGACAGCAAAAUCCAGAAGUAUUCUCCUACGGAGUCUGCAAAAGUGUACGACAAAACAGUGAACAGGAAAGCUAAGGUGCACUUCAACCCACGUCAAACACUGGACUACCUGAAGAGUGAUCUAGCCAACACGGAGCUCAGCUAUGAGACCAAGAGGAACAUUGUGAAACAGUAUUUGGAUUUCAAGGUACUGAUGGAGCACUUGGAUCGUGACGAGGAGGACGAAGAAGGCGAAGCAAGUGCCAAUGCCAGAAACAAAGCCAUUACUUCACUUUUGAGGGGCCCAAAGCUCCAGAACCACAAUCACAAUAAUCACUCCGCUCCGGUGGAGACAGAUGAGGAGGACAGUGAGGAUGACGAUCCACCUGCACGGAAACCAAGGAAAGGCAGGGAGUCCGCAGAGGAUUCGGGUCGCAUGAAUGACACCGUGGAGGCCAUGGACGUCGUUGCCAUCUGCUGUCCCAAAUACAAAGACAGACCGCAGAUUGCCAGGGUCAUCCAGAAGACCAAAUCUGGCUACAGUAUACACUGGAUGACUGGGUCUUACUCUGGGCCCUGGGCUGUGGCAAAGAAACGGGACGGUCGCAAAAAGGUGCCUUGGGUUGACAAUAUCAAGGAGUCAGACAUUAUUUAUAAGAAAAUCUCCUUGACAAGCGGACAAAAGCUCACGAACAAAGUGGCACACACGUUACGGGCGCUAUAUGCUGCCAAGGAGGGGACUAAGAGUUAAUCAACUGAAAUUACUCAGACAGAAAUCCCUCACAGCCCAAAUCUUUGUGGAUCCAAUAUGUUACAAACAGAGAGAAGACAAAACCUCUUUAGAUUUCUGGACCUGCGAAAACAAGUAUUGUGAACACUGAUCUGUUUGAAUACGGACAUGUUUAAGUUAACCACAGGAAAAAUACAAGAAGGAAAUGUUUGGGAAAACAUUGUGUGGGAGUUCCUUCGCUGUUGUGCAGCAACUUGGUUGUUUGAUUUUUACUCCCACUGUACCAUAGUUUAACUAAACACAUGUUUAUAUCUGAACAUAAUUCUGUAAAAAAAAAUAAAGUGAAUGUUGGAAAUUAGUGUAUUGAUGAUGUUCUUAAUAAAGUGUUUUUGGAGUUUAAACUAGCACCAGAUGGAUUUAUUCACUUGACCUGAGCUCCAACAACUUUUAACUGCUUUCUUUUUUCUUGUUUAAACAUUUUAUUGUUUACCCACACUGUGUAUAUCUUUGAUAUAAUUUAUUUAUGUUAAAAGCAGUGCAGUAUCUGUGCCUAUAUGCAGGGGAAGUUAUGUUGUUUUUAAUAUAGAUUUUGAUGUUAUAGAACAAAGAUUUUGAAAAAAAGUGAGCCCCCGCUCUUCUGGUGGAACAAAUACUGCAAUAAAAUUUUCUUAUGUCCUUGGUA
This is a messenger RNA of Lates calcarifer (barramundi perch), 9276 nucleotides long. RefSeq names its product nipped-B-like protein. Gene Ontology annotation, cellular component: Scc2-Scc4 cohesin loading complex. Gene Ontology annotation, biological process: establishment of mitotic sister chromatid cohesion; establishment of protein localization to chromatin; replication-born double-strand break repair via sister chromatid exchange. Lineage: Eukaryota; Metazoa; Chordata; Actinopteri; Centropomidae. Gene Ontology annotation, molecular function: chromatin binding. The record is from RefSeq and is a predicted model, not a curated record.